UAAAUGUUGAAAGAAAGCUGCUCCAAUUCAUUCAACCAAUGAGCACUCAUUUGCCGAGCCGCACGCUGACGAAGCAUACACAUAUCUUAACAGAAAUUCCAUAAACAAGACAGCGUGGAAGACAAAAGGGAUAUAGGUAGUGAUGCGGUAACCCGUUUAUGUGCCAGUGGCCAGUGUGCCAGUAUUGUCCAAAAGAUUGAUACAACAUGUGGCUCAGCAGCAGCUUGCACAUCGCGUUGCUUGUCCUGGCAGCGCUGGCGUCUCCAACUAUCAGUCAACACGUUCCUCUAAUCAUAUCCAACAAAACAAGCAAUGCCAACAAAGUGCCUACAGACUUGGGGGUCGAAGGAGCUGCUGGUUUUAUGCCUCUCCAGCAGACGUCGGCGAGCGUUUUCUUUACCAACUAUAAUCAGCAAAACGUGAUGCAGCUGCGACACAACAUGGAGAGCAAGCUACGCAGCAUACGCAAUGUGGAGAUGCGAGUGGCCAAAAUACAAGAAAUCUUUGACGCUAUACACUUUACCAGUGCAAACGGAGCGGCACCAGCUCGUCAGUCGUUCACCAACGACAGCGCGCAGGCCAAUCCCCAACUGCAGCGGGAUUUAAAGCUGUUUAGCAAGCGUCUCAGCAAGAAGCUCCUGAAAGCCACCCACUUAGUUCUGGAGCUGCGCGAUCUGUUUCGCUAUAAUCUCAGCAAAGUUCUGCAGUACAGCUACGAUGACGAGGACGAGGAACUGGAGAGUGAGUUUGACAUGGAUUCGGAAAUGGAAGACUUUCAUGCCAAGAAACCAGAUCAAGAAACCCAGAAUCAGCUCUAUUUAAACACCCAAAUCGAGAAUUGUCAGCCUGAUUAUGAGAAUGAUCUGGACACUGCCUCCUCUGCCACGUCCCAGUCUCUCCAUUAUAACAAGCAGCAGAUACAAAUCCUCAACUAUCUCAAGCCGGAUGAUGCGCGCGGCGCAUUCCUGAAUGAAAACAAUGCCCGAUCAUUGGCUGUCAAUGGUUACAUAUCCGAUCAGCUAUUCCAACUCAAAAGGAGGCUCAGCCUGAGCGAUGCAGAAGCCUCAAAUACCAGCGGCAACCACUUCAAGCACAUAUACUUCCUGUCCAAUUCCGAUGGAGCCCCAGCUAGCCUCCACUUCCGACAGCUCUAUGUUUCGGCCAUCAAGCAAAAGUUUGUGCUGCUCCUCAUCGAUGUGGGAUCGGCUCUGAACGCCGAGUUGUUUGAUCUCACUAAAAACUUUGUUCACGAGAUGCUGCAGCUGCUAGAGGACACGGAUAAAGUCUCGCUGGUGACGGUUGCCAGCGAGGCGAACAUUAUGGCUCUGGAUGCCUUCCCGUCGGAAGCUGUGCACGGAGUGUAUGGUGCCACCCGUGCCCACAAGGAAGAGAUACUUAGCUAUGUGAACAGCUUGAGCCGUGCCCACGCUCUAACCAACCAUACAUUGGGAUUCGAGUAUGCAUUUCAUCUGCUCCGACGCCUCCAGAAAUCAGGAAUGCUUAACACAGCGGAGCAACCAGUAGAGUUUGUGUAUGUGACGCGUGGCCUCCUGACCAACUUAUCGGAUGCCAUGGCUGUUCUUCGAGUGGUUGCUGAAGGCCAGGGACACCUCAAAGCCCCAGUGAUCAUCAAUACCUGCGCCGUUGUCCUGGAUGAAAAGCGGAUUAUGUACGAAAAGCAAUUCCUCAGCGAUGUGGCUACCCAGAACUAUACAAAAUACGAAAUUAAUGUGACAAAAUGGUGGCCCAUUGGACAACAGCCCUCUCAGUUGGCUGGGCGCUUCUUUGUGCUCAGUAAAAUGCAUGCGGAGACGUUGCUUCCGCAAACCAGUUCCCGGAUCUUUGGCCAGCUUUUCGUGGAACGAUAUUUGACGGACACGUUGGAGGUCCAUCCUCCCAUUGUGGAUGCAGAGAGCGGAGAUGUUCUGGUCUCUAUAACGCAUGCAGUGCCUCCAUAUGGUGUUGUAGGAGUCAACUUGUACCUGGCGGAUCUGCUAGAGGAUCUGCUCAACUACCCCAGUGCUGCUCCCAGUGCCAGGCAGGGCAGUGGCUAUGCCUUCCUCCUCGAUCGCUCCUCGGGCAACACUCUGGCCCACCCGGCCUUUCCCCGCCCGCUCAUCCAGCGAGAGACCUCGUAUCCCGUGAAUAUUGCUUACCUAGAGAACGCCACGGACUUCUCCGGUCACAUUCGGGAGCGCCUCCUGCACGAGGAGAGUGGCAAUGCCACAACGGAAGUUUAUCUCGGCAAGCAGCGGCUGCAGCGCACCUACCACUGGCAAUCAGUGCUGGGCAUCUACGUGGUGUGCUUGGUGAGUAGUGGCAGCGAUGUCAUGCGGAAUGAUUCCGCGCAACGAUACAACCUGAAGGAUACCGUGUCCAACUACGAGCCUGGCUACUACGGAGAGAGCAUGGACUUGCUAUAUCAUCGGCUGGACCUCGCCCAGGGCGGGACUGCAGUGCCUAAGAUCUGUCGCUACUUCAGACAAAUGGCCACAAUGGAUGCACCCACGCUGUUCCUUAGCGCAGCUGCCUUUGAAUCGCCAUUCGGAUUCCUGCACAACAACCGCCCGAGCACACAGCUCCGACAUGUGGAAAACAUUAUGGCGUAUCUAAAGGAGCCGACCGACGUGCUGGCCAAUCCCGGUCUGCGACCCAGCAUCCGGCAUGAGGUGAGUAUGCUCUACCAGGCCCUGCAGCAGCUGCGUCGUCGGCAUCAGGAUACACGAGGAUCGCUGCGCGAUCACAUCAUUCGACGAUACAUGGCCAGUGUAAGUGGAGUGCUCCAGCUGUAUCCUGGCUGCCUGCUCAGCAGCAGCUACGAUCCCACUCGGAGGCCAUGGUUCCGUCAGGCCAUGGCCCAGCCGGGAAAAAUUGUGAGCACAGCCCCGUAUCUGGAUGCGGGCGGAGCCGGAUACAUCGUCACCCUGGCGCACACCAUCUUCGAGGGCAAGGCGCAUGCCCUCCACUCGGCCCAGCAGGACAGGCCGGUGGGUGUGGUCGCCCUAGAUGUACCGUAUGCCUUCUACUAUCGCCUGAUCCUGGAGAGCACGCCGCUGUGCCAAUUGCCGCACAUGAAAUGCCUGAUAUUCGAACACGAGGGCUACCUGCUGGCCCAUCCCAGCAUGCUGCAGCCGGCCACGCCCACGAGGAAUCAGAGGCGACCGCACGAGCAUCUCACACACAAGGAGUCCUACUUGGCCAACGACAUGCUCAACCACGGCCAGCUGGUGCGGAAACUGGGUUGCGCCAGCUACCAGAACCGUACUCUGCAGCGUUACUACGCCUUCAACACCUCGUUGGCCAGCAUCCUGGGCAACGUGGUGCACGGCGAGCGGACCAAGUACGCCAUUGCCCUGAUCCGGGGCAGCAAUCUCUUUGCCGCCGUGCUGAACUCCAGCUGCGACGGAGGAGCCUUCUGUCCGUGCAGCACCAUCGACCGGGAGUGCCUCAACUGCAAGCGGAUGGAUCAGACGGACUGCGAAUGCCCCUGCGAGUGCCCCAUGGUGGGGGACGGAAACACAUCCUCGUCCUUCGAGUACUACGCCAACUACACGCAACACUUCCCAUACUGUUCGCCUCCCAGCGAGCACUUUAUAGCCCUGCCCCCGACCACCCAGUUGCUGAGCGGACUGCCAAGUUGUGUGGUAGCGGGAGGCUGCGAAUCGUACUCCAGCCAAAGGGAGUGCCUGGGCGUGAUGGGCUGCGAGUGGUGCCAGCAGGAUGUGGAGGGAAAUAGCUUCAGUAACUCCUUCUGUGCCUCCCAGGCCAGCUGCUUCAACGGUGUGCUGGCUUCAUUGACGCCCUAUGGUGAGCUCGACGAGCUGGAGCUGUUAGCUGCCCAUAAUCCCCAGAGAGAGCAGCAUGCCUACUCCGCCUUUGGACCCCUCGGGGGUGCCGUAGUCGUCCUUGCCAUAGUCAUUGCGUUUGCCAUUUACUGCUACAGGCACAACUUGGAUUCCCAGGCCCAGGAACAGUUCUAUGUAGACUCCGUUCAGGAGGAGAACUACGGAUUGCCGCUGUCGAGAUUCAACUUUGACGACUGCAAGGCCCACGACGAGCCUCCGCUCGGAGGGGGCUACGAUCACACGGCCGCCCAGCGGCAGCUAAUGCAUGCGGCGGACAUUUCGCCCUAUCACGUCUCCAGCGGUAGCAGCUACCGACGACCGCCCAACGGGGAGUCCGAUCAUGGCUACAGCACCAUGACUCCGCACGAGGACAGCUCCGACCAGCAGUGUUUCACCUUGGCCGAGCCGCUGCUCCUGAACGAUAAGCGGCACAGCAAGUCGGACACCAUGUCCAUAUCCACCUCUAUAUCCAGUCCAACCAAUCGCCAGCAGUCUUCGACACAGCCCAACACUCAUCCCUACUUGAGCAAUCAGCCCACCUCGAAGACGGAGCGAUACAAGCAUCAGCAGAUGCAGGCCACGCCCUCGCCCUGUCGAGGACCACCGGGCGGCGGCGUCUAUGGCCAGACAACGCUGCCCCUGUGCGCCGUUGAAGGUGACGAGACGCGACCCCACUACAUACUGGCCCCAGUAACGGUGCAUCGGCACAUGGAGACCGCCGAGUCGUAGUCCACAUAGAACUGUUAAGUUUUAGUAGAGUAAGAUGUCCGCUUGUUUGCCAACUAAAUUAAGUGACCCCCACGGGCAGUUCAACUGCCGCCCACCCCCGGAAGUUGGGCCCCGGAUACCAUGUCGACUACAGUGUAAUCCACACCACGAAUGUCCACGAAUGUGCAUGUAUAUCUGUUACAACCUCUGAAAAGUGAGAGUUUAACACCAACAAUUUAGUGAUGACGUUGUUUCUGCCAUUUUAAUGUAUUCGAUUUAUAGUAUUUUAACAUAUGUAAUUUAUUGCAAAAAGUAUUACUACAUUAUGCAGCUACUUCCAAUAUUUUUAGCAUUUAUUCGAUAAGCACCAAUCAAUCGCAGAAUUGUACUUACUGCCCGCAAAGCAAUUGUACGACACGAUGCCGUACACGUAUACCAUUUUUUUGUAAUAAAUCCUAUGUCCAUAAA
Messenger RNA from Drosophila persimilis, 5021 nucleotides. RefSeq names its product VWFA and cache domain-containing protein CG16868. The transcript has 6 exons. Gene Ontology annotation, cellular component: voltage-gated calcium channel complex. The record is from RefSeq and is a predicted model, not a curated record. Gene Ontology annotation, molecular function: voltage-gated calcium channel activity. Lineage: Eukaryota; Metazoa; Arthropoda; Insecta; Diptera; Drosophilidae. The coding region runs from base 207 to 4574 and encodes 1455 amino acids.